GAGGGAGGGAGGGCAGCAGCGUUAGCAUCAGGAGCAGGAUCCCCCCGUGGCACUCUCCCUGGGACUAGCCCUCGGGGCGGCGGGCGUGAGCGAGUGGCAUGUGCGCGCGUCCGGCGUGGUCGGGGUCGUGGCCGUGGUGUUGGGGUCUGCUUCCCGGCGGCGGAGGGGCGAUGAUCCAGAGGCCGGGCCGGGGACGCCGCUCCUCCUAAGAGUCCGGAGCCAGGAUGGGCCGCCUGCCGCAGCCCCUGCCGCUCCUCCUGGUCUGCCUGGCGCAGGGCCUCCUCCCGCUCAUAUGCUGUGAUGCUAAGCAAAUCAUUCGUGCCACGGAUUUAUUGGACUGGGAGGACAAAGAUACUGCAGAAACACUGGUUGAUAACAUAGUCCAUUCAAAGAUCGUCAAUCCUUUACGCCUUUUUGUGAAGCCAUCACCAGGACUGAAACAUGGGCAGAUGUCAUAUUCGGACAGCAUAGACAACUUUUGGGAUUGGUUAUCCAACAUCACUGAAGUUCAAGAAUCUCUUCAACGAACUAAACGCAGACCAAUUGUAAAAACUGGGAAAUUCAAGAAAAUGUUUGGAUGGGGUGACUUCCAUUCUAACAUCAAAACUGUGAAGCUGAAUCUUCUCAUAACAGGGAAAAUUGUUGACCAUGGCAAUGGAACCUUCAGUGUUUAUUUCCGGCACAAUUCAACCGGACUUGGAAAUGUUUCGGUGAGCCUCGUGCCACCUUCUAAGGUGGUGGAGUUUGAACCUUCACCUCAGUCAGCUUUAGAGACCAAGGAGUCCAAGUCUUUCAACUGUCGAAUUGAAUAUGAGAAAACAGACAGGGCUAAGAAAACUGCAUUGUGUAAUUUUGACCCUUCAAAGAUUUGCUACCAAGAGCAGACGCAAAGCCAUGUAUCCUGGUUGUGUUCCAAACCAUUUAAAGUCAUCUGUAUUUACAUUGCUUUUUACAGUGUUGACUACAAACUGGUGCAGAAAGUCUGCCCUGACUACAACUACCACAGCGAGACACCCUAUUUAUCUUCUGGAUGAUACACUCUCUCCAAUUUUCAAGGACUGUGAAAUCUGAAUAUUGAUAAUCUGUCUAAAAUUCCACUUAAAAUGUCUUAAGGCAGUGCUUCCCAAUCAGGUUAAAAUAAACGCAUUCUUCCCCUGAAAAUUAUCCCCUUCCAUGGGCUGGUUCACCCAUGUAUAUUUUGCAGUUGAUGGCUACAACAUCAAGUAGCAAUGUGCAUGUUGUCAAUAUAUCGUCUGGGAUCAAGCACCACAUAAACUCCUUCCAGAGCAGUUCAGAGACACAUGUCUUUUAGUGGAGUUGGUUCAGCCACUCAGCCGCAGUUCAACAUAAUGAGUAAUUGUGGUUGUGCAUGUGUAUCAGCCAUAUGUCUGUGCUGUUACCAUAAACAUUUUCACAUUCAGGUACCCUAAUGUUGCUUUAGAAAAACAUUUAAUUUCUGGAUGUUUUUUUAAAAAGCUAUUCUAAUUAUAGGGAAAGAAACAACCACCACUAGCAAUAUGGGGAUGAGACGCCAAGAACAAUCUCACAUGUAAGCAAUGUGUACCAUUCAACUGAUCUGAAAACUGCAAAAAAUCUAACACCAACUGUUAGGUGUUGAAGGAGGCACUGCAGUCCCUUGGUGUUAUAGGUUUGGCCAGAACUGCUGUUGAAUGCAAAUGUGUCGAGGCAAAUAUUCAGGGCCCUGUAGAAAUGACACUUAAAUGGGCAUCUGUAUGAAUUUAGGGGAGAAUUAAACAGUAGUAUGAGGUUAUGGGGGGAAAAAACAUUACUGUGCAGGGCUUACACGUCACUACAUUUGCCAUAAAUUCUGCCUAAAGUUUAGGCAAAAAAUUAUGUAGAGAGUGAAUGUUGCAACGGGUUUCUGUGAGAUUUGCAUAGCCUAUUCAUGAAUGAAUCUUUCACAAAAUUUUGUUAAAGGCUUGCCAUUUAACUAUAGUGUAGCAGACUUGAGUCCAGAUAAUGCAGUGUGGGUGUAUCAUUUGUAUGCCUAAGAAGCCAUGUUUAUAUCAGUUCCUGAAAUGCACUAGUAUAAUUUUUACACCUACUCCUGAGUUUAAAAGCACAUUCUAACUUUAUUGCUACUCCUAUAUGAAAAUGUGCCAUUAAUGAAAUAGAAUAAAACAGGGUCCUAAUGAAAUACAUUUGUAAAAAGAAACAAUUAAUGCUAUAGGUUCAGCAGCUAAACAGGGUUCAACCUUAAAGGCUGUUGCUAGCACAGUACAGUGAAACCUUCCUAAGAUCUCAACAGCUUUUGCUAUAGUAAAAAUGCAUUAAUCCCAAGGAUUGCCAGCUCUCUGAAGGAAACCAGUCUUAUUAAAUACAGGAAACUGUAAAGUACAUUUUCAGUGAAACAGCCAAGCUAUGGAGGAUCACCCCUUUCUGUGCAAUGGAAAUCAUGCUCAAUCACAAGGAGAAGGCUUUUGAUUUCUAGCAACAUGUACACUUGCCAGGUGUGAAAUGGUUGGGAAAUCUCGUAAGAAAUCUGAGAUAUGAUGUGUCAAUUGCAAACUUGUGUUUAUCUGACCAGAAUUUCAGGGUUUAUGUGUAUGUGUUCUGAUAUUGUUCAUUUUUUGUAUGAGAAAGUCUUUAAUUACUUUAUUUUAGUGAAAUAUGUGUAUACACAACCGUUCCUCCGUUCUAGAAGUGUAGACACCAUAUGUGGUAUUACCUCCUCCAGCCCCCAUCUUAGUCCUGAUAUUGAACACUGAACUUCAAGUAAGAUCUUUUUCAUCCACCCACAGAACACAUCUUUGGAUGACCACACUUUUGGAUUCAUGACACCAGUGAGAAGCUCAUUUAUUCCAAUAUAGAAAGCAACUAUAUUGAAAAACCCAGUGAAAAACCCAGUGAAAGGCAGGUAGUUUUCUUAAAAUUUUACCCUGAACAUUUUAAAAGCUAACAGUGUCUGCCUGCCAGUGAAAUGGAUAUAACUAGUGAAACAGAUUCAUAUUUCCCCUGCAGCCCUAUGUAUACAUCCCAGAAUCUAUUUCAGAGAGAUAAAGCAUCUUCUGCAAAGAUUUAGGUGUGUGUGUGUGUACAUACACAGGCAGGAAAUGGAAACUUGUUUUCAUAUGUUAUAGGGCAUAGCUCUUGGUAAUUAUUAGAUUUCAGUGAAAGAGAAUUGAAAAGUUCUCUUUAAAACAUACUACAAGUUGUCCAAAGUGGAAAGAGCACAUAAAACAGAUUUGCAAAAACUACAGGCUUAUAAACUGUGCAUUUCAGGGUUAUAUAUACACAUAUCAAUUCACUUAACUGUAGAAAGGUCAAACACAGCAUUUAAAGUUAUCAAUUGCUGUAAGAAUAAUCAAACAAUGAUAUCCAGUGUUACUGAGUGAAAACAAGUAGGAUGCAAAGAACUUCUGUAUUAGCCUCUCUCUUCAAACAAAGCGGAGGGUUCCUUCUACACUUGCUUCCUUUUAGUUACAAUGCACGUUUGCUAAAUGCAUGUCAGGAGAGAGCAACAUGGUGAUACUUUACCAUCAAUUUGGGAGACCACAUUACAUUCCCUAGAGUCCAAGAAGCUAGGACAGAAAUGAGAAUGGAAUUUCUAAUGUAAAAGACUCCCAAAUUGCUUUCUCUUGACCCAUGUGCAUCUGGUCUCACCUCAACCAUAUAUCCAGACCACCACCAUGUUGCUUUAAUAUGUAUAAUAUGUAUUCUUGUGUAGACCAGAAAUAUGGCCAAGACCUGUUAAGUCCUUUGUACAGAAGAAUCACAGAAUCAUAGUUGGAAUAGACCACAAGUGCCAUCUGUUCCAAAUCUGUGCUAUACAGGAGUACAUAAUCAAAGUAGUCCCAGCAGAUGGCCAUGCAACUUCUGUUUAAAAACCUCUUAAGAAGGAGAUUCUAUCAUAUUCUGAAGCAGCAUAUUCCACUGCCAAACAGCUCUUACCAUCAGGAAAUUCUUCCUACUAUUCAGGUGGAUUCUCUUUUCUUAUAAUUUGAAUCCAUUUCUCCACGUUCCAUUUUCUAGACCAGCAGAAUAUAAACUUGCUCCAUCUUUCAAAUAUUUAAACAUGGCCACCAUGUCCUCUCUCAGCCUUUUCUCCAAGCUGCACACACCCACCUCCCUAUGCCUCUCCCAUAGGACUUGGCUUUGAAACAUUUGAUAAUUUAGUCACUAUUAUCUGAACACUUAUCAAUAUCCUUCUUGAAUUGUGGUUCCAGGAUUCCAGUUGAGGUCUGGCCUAAACAGAAUAGAGGGGACUAUGACCUCCCUCGAUCUAGGCACUAUUUUCUUAUUGAAGUUUUUCAGGCAGCAGAUUAACCCUUAAAAAAAAGUUAUUUCAAGAUUUCUUUCCCAAGAAAUUUUGAGGACACACACAUUUAUUUUACAAUGCUAUCAGAUAUAUAUUUAUUUAUCACAUCAUAACCGUUUCCUGAACUCUCUCGGUUUACUAUGCAGUCAAACUUUUCCCAGCCAGCUUCAACUCCAUUCUAAAUUUAUCUUAAUACCAACCCUUUAGUUCCCUUUCUUCUCCCCUUAAUUCUAAUUCUUCCUUUAAAAGUUCAGUUGGUACUGAAUUGUUGAUCCCACAUGUUGGUAGGUGCUCUUUCUGUCUGCUAACCUAGCAUUUUAGUAUAACAAAUUGACAAAACA
Anolis sagrei ordinatus is the source of this 4620-nucleotide messenger RNA. It is a transcript of the gene NXPH2, whose product is annotated as neurexophilin 2. The record is from RefSeq and is a predicted model, not a curated record. Lineage: Eukaryota; Metazoa; Chordata; Lepidosauria; Squamata; Anolidae. Gene Ontology annotation, molecular function: signaling receptor binding.